Molecule: messenger RNA, 1503 nt
Organism: Symbiodinium sp. CCMP2592
Lineage: Eukaryota; Dinophyceae; Suessiales; Symbiodiniaceae
Source: the annotation of a GenBank genome assembly
AUGCGGGCGCUUAGCGUACCGGCCAUCCAAGCACAAGCGCGAACAUCGACAGCAGGUGGCAGACAAGAACUGCGAACUAGAAAGGUACACGAAGGUAGACUGCCGCUGGCCCUCAUGCGUUACGUGUCACUCGGCUUCUUCAUUGUCGGCGCUUCGCUGGUGCUCUUCACGCCACAGAUCUGGAAGCAACGUGCGAUACAACACUCUAUUGACUUGCUGGAGCAGUUGCAGAUCCAAGUGGGCGCCGUGCCGGAGGACGCACCACCUGUUGCUGCAGAGGCGCCGGUACCAGGGCAAGAGGAUUCAAGCACGUCGACAGGUGUUGCCUGGGCGUCUCUCAACUUGCCUCAAGUGCCUCAAAAGACUGAACCUCAACCGCCAGCUGCUGCCGGCCCUGCAUCUGUGAUACCGCUCGUCUAUGUCUGGUUCUGUGGGGAAGUCUCCCCCAUAAAUUCAACAGAUCCUCAGACGCUGCGAUGGGAAAUCAAGACGAACUGCACCGUCGGUGAGUACUUUGCCCAAGCAGUGGGCGCCAGCCUCAUCCACGUCCCGAAGGUUGUGCUGAUCUCGGACGUGCCAGCAGCGGAGAAGCUGAAGGCUAGGUAUCCUGCGGAUCUCGCCGAGAAGCUGCAGAUCGUCAACUAUUUCGACUACGUGGACGAAAAGUUCUGGAUAAUCCGGAAACUCUAUGAGGACCAUCUCAAAAUUGUCCGCGGCUACCGCGAACCUUUCGAGAAGUGGAAUGUUCUCAACUUCUUCGUGUUCCGCAGGUGGCUGGAGAAGGAGCGUGUGCCCAGGGCUGGAUUUGCCGAGGGGGACGUGGCUGUCAUGGUACCACCAUUUCUCCCAAAGGGCUGUGACGGGGAAAUCGCCUGGCGCGACAAGUUGGACAGAAACAAACCCUGGGGUCCUUUCCAAUACUGUGCUUUGGCUUCGAUGGGCGGUGUGCUGAGCCUCGACAUCAUGAACGACUGGACUGAUUUCAACAUAGAACUGUAUCGCGAUCACUUCUGGAUUCAGCGGGCCGUCGGGCGAUUUUCCAUCGUCCACGCAAUCAAUCAGAUGCAUACCUGGUAUUUCUAUGCGAUGGGCAGCCUGGACUUCGAAGGUAUGCCGUGGUCAGAUGGGGAGCCCUGGUAUCUUCAGUAUGUCCGUCGCCACCCCAAUUGGACAAGGGAACACAUGUGGAUGAUGAAGUAUGAUGGUCGCGAACUCCCCUACCCCAACGCAACGCUGCCGGCCACCAAGCGCUACCGUCUCUGCAACGGCUAUUGGGCCAGAGAUGGUUAUGUCAUCGAUAGUGCGCACGGGUACAUCCCGGCCUUGUAUCGCAGCGCAAGCGUGGAGGGAAAGUUGACGACAACUUACAGUGGCAGCCAGAUGAUUGCGCAGCUCAACGGGACCGUGACGUUUCGCAACUACCAUUUCCAAGGGCAGGCCAAGAACCAGAUCAAGAACAUCUUUGCAAAGUCCUUCCUGACUCACGGAGGCUUUAAGUGGUGA